Molecule: messenger RNA, 3767 nt
Organism: Plodia interpunctella (Indianmeal moth)
Lineage: Eukaryota; Metazoa; Arthropoda; Insecta; Lepidoptera; Pyralidae
Gene: Pdk1
Product: Phosphoinositide-dependent kinase 1
Exons: 5
Coding region: 343-2037 (564 amino acids)
Biological process (GO): peptidyl-serine phosphorylation; intracellular signal transduction
Molecular function (GO): protein serine/threonine kinase activity; ATP binding
Source: RefSeq, a predicted model, not a curated record
GUCUAGCGAGCGGGGACGUAGUCAUAGUUCUCUUCAGUAGCUUCGUUUGCGUUUGCGUCAAAACGCGUUUUCGUUCAGUCCAGCACUUACUUCAGUCCGCUUCGCGCCUUCUAACCGGAUAGACGUGUGCGCGCUAACACGUAUUUAAAAUAUUUGUUUAUUUACAGUUAUUGGUUACUUACUAUUAAUGAUAUUGCAUUCCUUAUUAAUUUAGUUACUACAUUAUACUGAGUGAUUUGCAACGUGUUCGAAAUAGAUAAUCAAACUUCAUGAACUGUGAUCGUGUUUUCAACCGUUUUGAACAAUAAUAAACGGUAAACAUAAUCUGUGAGACGGGUCGAAAUGAGCGGAUUGACCAUCAGAGUUAAAAGAGGAUCGAGGGGUAGUGCUACUCUUCUUGAAGCAGCAAACAGAAUUUUGCGUCUGCUUGGCGUUAGUUCGACGAAGCGCGGGAAACAGCCCUCACCAAAAUCUAAGAAGAACGGCCGGCCGACGAACGAGGCGCGAGCCCCCAUUGCUGCCGUGGAGUGUGUGAUUGAUUCUCCGAUCAAGAUGCAAGCAUCGCCAGCUCCGCCGGUGGCCGCGCCUGCACCCGCCGCGUCCCCAGCCGCGAGUCAGUCAGUCAGACCCACCAAGAGAACAGCUAAAGACUACAUAUUCGGCAAAUUAAUUGGAGAUGGCAUGUUUAGCACAGUGUUCCGAGCGAAAGACAUACACACAGGAAAGGAAUAUGCAAUUAAAGUGUGCGAAAAACUGCAUAUUAUCCGGAAAAAGAAGAGGGAAUACAUAAAACGAGAGAAAGAUGCAUUGAAUAUGCUGUUCAACGUUCCACAUGGUUUUGUAAAAUUAUAUUGCACUUUCCAAGAUGAAGAGAGAUUAUAUUUUGUUUUGUCCUAUGCGAAGAACGGCGAGCUCCUGGCAAAAAUUAACGAAGUUGGUUCUUUUGAAAUAAAUGUAGCAAAAUAUUAUGCCGCUGAAUUAUUAUUGGCGCUAGAAAAAAUGCAUGCGAAAGGAAUCAUUCACCGUGAUUUGAAACCAGAAAAUAUAUUGUUAGAUGAAAAUAUGCAUUUGAGGAUUGCUGAUUUUGGCACCGCAAAAAUUAUGGAUCCAGAAGAAAUUAGAACAGCACAAACUGUUCCAGAAGAUAAUGAGAACGAUGAACGUACGCGCAAAAUAAGUUUUGUGGGUACACCUCAAUAUGUAAGUCCUGAAUUGUUGCACAAUUGUGUGGACACCCGUACAUCCGACUUGUGGGCUUUCGGCUGUAUUAUUUACCAGAUGAUAUCAGGAUUACCCCCAUUUAGGGCAGCUACAGAGUUUCUAAUAUUCCAGAAAAUAUUGAAAUUGGAAUAUGAAUUCCCGGAAGGAUUCCCAGCUGAUGCUAAAGAUCUUGUUGAAAAAUUAUUAGUCUUAGACCAUAGUAAGAGAAUCGGAGCUGACGACUCUGGAGAUACCUAUCAAAGUAUUCGAAGUCAUCCGUUUUUUGCGGGGAUAGAUUGGGACAAUCUAUUAGACCAAACUCCACCCACAAUCAGCCCAUAUUUACCGGGCGGUUCAUUUGAAGAGGAGUACAAUAUACCCGAUCAUCUAGAACCAGGAUUGGACAACAAACAGCUGUUACGCCUGUGGGAGUUCGAUUUGAAUACAUCAAAAGGUAUUCUGGAUAUUAGUCCUGAAGAAAAGCGCCGUCGACUUGAAAUUCAAGCACGAGAAAAUAAAUGGCACCAGUUUGUGGACGGUGAACUGAUUUUAAAACAAGGACAAGUUGACAAAAGAAAGGGACUGUUCCCACGGCGCCGCAUGCUGCUGCUGACUACGGGCCCGCGGCUCUUCUACGUAGAUCCUGUCAAUAUGGUGCUCAAGGGGGAAAUCCCGUGGUCGUCUGAACUGCGCGUCGAAGCAAAGAACUUUAGAAUAUUUUUAGUGCACACUCCAAAUCGUACAUAUUACUUGGAAGACCCAGACUCGUAUGCCCUGGAAUGGACGCGCGUGAUCGACGAGGUCCGCAUCGCGACGUAUGUGCGGGACACGACCUAGGCGGCGGCGGCGAGCGCCCGACCCCGCUCCCGGCUGCGGCCCGCACGCCCCGUGCUCACUUCUAGGAUACAAUAACCUUCAUAAAGCACGACCACGAUGACCGACCUCGUGUGACGACCGGCAUCCUCAGCUCGGCUCGGCCGCCGCCCGCCUGACGCUUCCCACGGAGGAUGUUUUACGAGACGACAUCGGCUAAAGAUCGAGCGCUGUUGACAAUGAAUGACUGAUUCCUAUUAUUAUAGUGUAUACAUAGUAUGUCCCGACUAUCUUAAAUUAUUUUUCUUAUUUAAGUUCUUAUUUAAAUGAGGAUUAUCGGUGAUGUGUAAAUAUUUGUCUUAAAUUAUUAUUAUUAUUGCAAUCGCUUAGAUUUAGUAUAAUGUGUAAUCGUGGGCCGUUGUAACUUAUAUGGGCCUUUGUAAGAAUGGACUUGUUAUUCACCACCUGCGUGUUCACGAAGCCCGUUCCGGUUGGUAUAGGCAAUUGAUAGCUAAAUUAAAUAUUAUUUAUUUUAAUUAUUUGCCAACGGAAUGUGACUGCUGUACAGUAAUAACAGUAGGAAAUUACAGAUUGGUCGUUUCCAUAGACUACACUACUAAUGCCUCUAACAAACUAGAUAUAAUGAGGUUUUAUUUAGGGAAUGAUAUGAUAUAUUAAACUGUAUAAUUGAAUUUGUGUGGGCUAAUAUCCUACAGAUGCUAUGUUAUGAUGGCAGGUUGCGUAGAAAUGGAAACUUCCGAUGACAGAAGGAUAGCUUCUCAAAAGAGGCGGGCGCGAACGCAAGCAGAGGCUGUGCUCGCUGUCUGCCUCUUUGCUUUUUUAAUGUGCUGCAAAUGCACUAUAAUCCUAACUUAGAAAUGGUAUACGGAAUACACCACCAAAGGUGAAUUGCUAUUGGAAUGCGUGAUUAAUUUAUCCAAAUUACGUAAUUGUUAAUUUAGAAGUCGGAAUCGCUUAUGGUAUACAUACAUGAUACUAAAUUUGUGUUAAAAUAAUUAUUUUGUGUCGUUAAUAAUGGACAGUGAUUUUAAAGCCAUAGGCAGGGCUCGGCUAUGGGUAUAUUUUACGAAACGUUUUCGAUAAAUAAUAUGUUUUCGUUUAAUAAUAAAAUGUGUUUUCUAGAAUUUGCAUAGUUGCAUUUUUUGUGAGACGAACUUUGAACAAUUUUAAACAGCUUUUUUGAAAAAUGUCCGAUUUCGUUUUUGUUGCGAAUCGAACUGCAAGAAAAAACGUUUUGAAAACGUAAUUUUAAAUAACGUAUUCAAGCCCUGACCAUAGAAAUGGAAUGUUCAAUGUCAUGGCAUUAAGUCAUAGGAACUAAUUAUAUUCUUAACAAAAUUUUAUUGUUAUGAUUAUAGCAUGUUUGUAAUAGUUGUAUUGAAAUGCCUAAAACUUGCCUGGACUAUUUAAAAUUAGGGCUUAUUGUAAAUUUGGAUUAAAAAUCCUAGUUCAAUAUAAAACCCUCGUAGUAAAAUAUAGAAUACUUGUAGAAAUUCAGCUUGUAAUGUAUCAAGAAAUGUUCUUUUAGCAAUUAAAAUUGAUAAUCAAAACCACAGAUCGAACAAUAAUUGUAGACAAUUUGACUACUCCAUGACAUUGUUUUAUUAAUAAUUAAUCUGCAUUUAAAAUUUAAUAACUGUUGUCUAUUGUAAUAAUAUUUUACAACAUUUGUAUUGCGAAAAUUCCAUAGUAACAAUAUAAGAAAUUGCAAAUAAAUUGAAGUUGAUUUUUUC